UCUGUGGUCACCAAGAAGUUCCCAGACCUGUCAACAUGGUGCACUUUACUGCGGAGGAGAAGGCCAUCAUCACUAACAUUUGGAGUAAAGUGAACGUUGAAGAGACCGGAGGCGAAGCCUUGGGAAGGCUCCUCGUCGUCUACCCCUGGACUCAGAGGUUCUUUGACAGUUUUGGAAACCUGUCGUCUCCUUGUGCCAUCAUGGGCAACCCCAGGGUCAAAGCCCAUGGCAAGAAGGUUCUCACCUCCUUUGGAGAAGCUGUUAAGAACAUGGACCACCUCAAAGAGGCCUUCGCCAAGCUGAGCGAGCUGCACUGUGACAAACUUCACGUGGACCCCGAGAACUUCAGGCUCUUGGGCAAUGUGCUGGUGAUAGUUCUGGCUAUGCACUUUGGCAAGGAAUUCACUCCUGAAGUGCAGGGUGCCUGGCAGAAGCUAGUGUCUGCUGUUGCCAUGGCUCUGGCCCACAAAUAUCACUGAACCCUCUUUGCAGUCGGCCAGCGCUUCUGGGCUUCCCCUGUAAUUCCCCUCUGCACAAGAGUCCCAGAAUGGGCCCUGAAAUCCCAGCUUCUGUUUAAUAAAGUCCAUUGUCUUCAGUAAUCAA
Molecule: messenger RNA, 603 nt
Organism: Jaculus jaculus (lesser Egyptian jerboa)
Lineage: Eukaryota; Metazoa; Chordata; Mammalia; Rodentia; Dipodidae
Gene: Hbe1
Product: hemoglobin subunit epsilon 1
Exons: 3
Coding region: 36-479 (147 amino acids)
Biological process (GO): oxygen transport; hydrogen peroxide catabolic process
Cellular component (GO): haptoglobin-hemoglobin complex; hemoglobin complex; blood microparticle
Molecular function (GO): oxygen binding; peroxidase activity; oxygen carrier activity
Source: RefSeq, a predicted model, not a curated record